UGCAUGCCAACAUGCAAAACAUCUAACGUAUGUAGUUGUGGAUAAACAGAAGAAUCAUCUUCUGAUAUUUUUCUAAAAACCGCGCGCAAGACGAGCGGAAUUAUAUUUUUGAAAUUGAGCUGAAUCUUUCGAGCACACACGGUAUCGAAGAUGUCGAUUGGAGUACCUAUUAAGGUGCUUCACGAGGCCGAGGGCCACAUCAUAACCUGCGAGACCAAUACCGGCGAAGUGUAUCGCGGCAAACUGAUAGAAGCUGAAGACAAUAUGAACUGUCAGAUGCAAAAUAUAACAGUGACUUAUCGAGAUGGUCGGGUAGCUCAACUGGAGAAUGUGUACAUACGCGGUUCGAAAAUACGAUUUCUUAUACUACCGGACAUGCUGAAGAACGCGCCCAUGUUCAAACGACCGGGUGGCAAAGGUUCCGGCACUGCCGGCAGAGGAAAGUCCGCUAUAUUGCGUGCCCAAGCUCGUGGCAGAGGAAGAGGACAGAAUCAAAGAGGCAAAGGCACUGGUUCGGCACCAUGGCUUAAUCAACAAGGUCAACCUGGUGGAUCUCAAGCUGGAAGAGGCAGGAAUUAAACUUAAUUAUAAAAUGUACAUAUAUUUCUAAUAUUAAAUAUAAUUGUGACUUUAUUUAAAUAUUUUCAACCAUCUGUAGAAUACAUUUAUACAUUUACUCAUUUUCAUCUUAAGACACAUGCAUGUGCAUUUUUUAGAAACAAUAACAAAUUUAGUCACUGAUAGAGUAGUUAUUUAUUUUUGUGGUCAAUGUUUAGUCUAUUAGCAUACAAGUCUCCCCAUUUCCUAAUGUAA
This is a messenger RNA of Harpegnathos saltator (Jerdon's jumping ant), 813 nucleotides long. RefSeq names its product small nuclear ribonucleoprotein Sm D3. Gene Ontology annotation, molecular function: RNA binding. Gene Ontology annotation, biological process: spliceosomal snRNP assembly; RNA processing. The transcript is spliced from 2 exons. NCBI's taxonomy places the organism in Eukaryota, Metazoa, Arthropoda, Insecta, Hymenoptera, Formicidae. Gene Ontology annotation, cellular component: spliceosomal complex. The record is from RefSeq and is a predicted model, not a curated record. Bases 151 to 579 code for a protein of 142 amino acids.